Lactuca virosa is the source of this 1439-nucleotide messenger RNA. The record is from the annotation of a GenBank genome assembly. NCBI's taxonomy places the organism in Eukaryota, Viridiplantae, Streptophyta, Magnoliopsida, Asterales, Asteraceae.
AUGUAUCAGAUUCAUUCCCAAAUCACAAUCAUUCGUUUCUUUGGGGAAAAGAAAACUCCGACGAGUCGACGACAUCAACAAGGGUUUUAUAUACAAAUCCCCAAGCAACCCCAUUCUUCUUCUUCCCAAUCCUCUCUCGGACAACAGUUUGGACAUUAUUCAGCCAUGACAGCUCUUCAGUACCUAGAUUCUCUUCGUACUACUCAUCCAGAGCUCUCCGAUUGGUAUAAUACGCUUGCCGAUCUGUACCAAAGGAAGCUAUGGCACCAACUCACUCUCAAGCUUGAACAAUUCGUUGCUCUCGCUGUUUUCCAGGCUGGUGAUGCUCUCAUACAACUAUACCACCACUUCAUCACUGAUUUUGAGACAAAGAUCAACCUUCUUAAACUUGCACAUUUUGCUGUUAUAGUCUCUAGGCAAUAUUCAGAGAAAGAAGCUGCCAUAAGCUAUCUGGAAGGAGUGAUUGAAAAGCUCAGAGCUACAAAAGAGAUGCGCAUAGAGGAGCCAAUCCUUUACAUAAAGAUGCAGAUAGCCAUCUUUAACCUUGAAAAAGGAGAUCAAAAGGAGUGCAAGAAUCUUCUAGAAGAUGGGAAGAGUACACUUGAUAGCAUGACUGACAUUGACCCUUCUGUGUAUGCAAACUACUUUUGGGUGUCAUCUCAAUACCAUAAAUCUCGCCAGGAGUUUGCUGAGUUUUACAAGAAUUCUUUACUUUAUUUGGCAUAUACAUCAGUUGAGGCUCUAUCUGAUUCGUUUAAACUGGAUCUUGCAUUUGAUCUAUCACUAUCUGCAUUGUUGGGAGACAACAUUUACAACUUUGGAGAACUACUUGCACAUCCAGUUAUAAAAAGUCUGCUAGGGACAAAAGUGGAAUGGCUUUACCACAUUCUAGAAGCAUUCAAUUCAGGAGAUUUAGUUCGCUAUCAAGAACUAUGUCGUGUUCAUUCAGCUUCACUUAAUGCUCAGCCUGCUUUAGUGGAAAACGAGAAGAAGCUUCUAGAAAAGAUCAACAUUCUCUGUUUGAUGGAAAUUAUCUUCAGUCGGCCCUCUGAAGACAGGACAAUUCCAUUGAGUGUGAUUGCAGAGCGGACAAAACUCACGGUUGAAGAUGUGGAAUACCUUCUCAUGAAAAGUUUAUCUGUGCAUUUAAUCGAGGGGAUAAUUGAUCAAGUUGAUGGGACGGUUUAUGUGUCGUGGGUGCAACCGCGAGUUUUGGGGGUGGCUCAGAUUAAGUCUUUGCGUGAUCGGUUGGACAAUUGGGUUGGGAAAGUACACACUGCUUUGAUAUCCGUGGAAGCAGAAACACCCGAUUUAGUUGCAUCCUAAUUUUUUUGUAACAAUUUCUUAAAACGCUAAAAAAUUAUCAAGUAAUUAGUGUUCAACUUUUAUGUAAGAUGUUUGUCUAUUCAUUUUCAUCUAAAGACUUUUGAAAAUAGGGU